Messenger RNA from Aspergillus calidoustus, 2285 nucleotides. Lineage: Eukaryota; Fungi; Ascomycota; Eurotiomycetes; Eurotiales; Aspergillaceae. The record is from the annotation of a GenBank genome assembly.
GUCAUCGCCUGCCACCGCCCGCCCCGUCAACUGCGGCCAUCCGGACUCCCCAAUCCUCCUCUCCUCAUCUGCUUCUUCUUUCUCCUCAUCCUGUCCUUGUCAGUAAGUAGCUGGUAAUUCGGCUGCUUCUUUCAGAGUACGGCUCUCUAUAUCAUUGUCCCCAUCUCCGUCGGUACUCCCUCGGUACCUCUCAACCACGCUCUUCAGCUCUUCCAUCGAGCUUUCCCCCCCAACUUUGAGAUUGUCACAUUUCCAUCACAAUGAGAGCUUUUUCAGCUGCGUUGCUCGUUGGAGCAGCCACCGCUGCUUCGCCUGCCCAGCAAGUCCUCGGCGGCCUGAAGGACCUUGGAGGCGCCAUCCAGGACACAGUGCAGGAGAACCUCCCUAAGCUCAAGGAGCCCCUUGGAGCUCUCGAGGAACAACUUGAGUCGCUUUCUGAUGAGGCUCGUGGUCUCUGGGAAGAGGUCGCUGCAGCUUUCCCCGACUCGCUCGGCCAUAACCCCGUCUUCUCUCUCCCCAAGAAACACACUCGUCGUCCUGACUCCCACUGGGACCACAUUGUCCGUGGCGCUGAUGUCCAGAGCGUCUGGGUGACAAACUCCGAGGGCGAGAAGGAGCGGGAGAUCGAUGGCAAGCUCGAGGCCUAUGAUCUCAGGGUUAAGAAGACGGACCCCGAGUCGCUUGGCAUUGAUCCGCAUGUCAAGCAGUACACUGGUUAUCUUGAUGAUAAUGAGAAUGACAAGCACCUCUUCUACUGGUUCUUCGAAUCUCGCAAUGACCCUGCGAACGACCCCGUGGUCCUCUGGCUCAACGGUGGGCCCGGCUGCUCAUCGCUGACCGGUCUGUUCAUGGAGCUCGGACCCAGCAGCAUUGACAAGAACAUUAAGCCAAUCUACAACGAAUACUCAUGGAACUCCAACGCUUCCGUGAUCUUCCUUGACCAGCCCGUCAACGUCGGCUACUCCUACAGCAACAACCCCGUGAGCGACACGGUUGCUGCUGGCAAGGACGUUUAUGCCCUUCUCACCCUCUUCUUCAAGCAAUUCCCUCAGUAUGCGACACAGGACUUCCAUAUUGCUGGCGAGUCCUACGCUGGUCACUACAUUCCUGUCUUCACUUCUGAGAUUCUCUCCCACAAGAAGCGUAACAUCAACCUCAAAUCCGUCCUGAUCGGUAACGGUCUGACCGACGGCCUCACUCAGUACGAGUACUACCGCCCUAUGGCUUGCGGUGAGGGUGGCUACCCUGCUGUGCUCGACGAGAGCUCCUGCCGCUCCAUGGACAACGCCUUGCCUCGCUGCCAGUCGAUGAUUGAAUCCUGCUACAACAGCGAGAGCGCCUGGGUCUGUGUCCCCGCUUCAAUCUACUGCAACAACGCCCUGCUCGCUCCUUACCAGCGAACUGGCCAGAACGUCUACGAUAUUCGCGGCAAGUGCGAGGACGAGAGCAACCUUUGCUACAAGGGCAUGGGUUACGUCUCCGACUACCUCAACAAGCCUGAUGUCAUUGAGGCUGUGGGUGCUGAGGUUCAGGGCUACGACUCCUGCAACUUUGAUAUCAACCGUAACUUCCUGUUCCACGGUGACUGGAUGAAGCCUUACCACCGCCUCGUUCCUGGCAUCCUUGAGCAGAUCCCUGUCCUCAUCUACGCGGGUGAUGCCGACUUCAUCUGCAACUGGCUCGGAAACAAGGCCUGGUCUGAGGCUCUCGAAUGGCCCGGCCACGAGGAGUUCGCCGCUGCUCCCCUGGAGGACAUCAAGAUCGUCGACAAUGAGAGCAAGGGCAAGAAGAUCGGUCAGGUCAAGAGCCACGGCAACUUCACCUUCAUGCGUCUGUAUGGCGGUGGCCACAUGGUCCCAAUGGAUCAGCCCGAGUCAUCCCUCGAGUUCUUCAACCGCUGGUUGGGUGGCGAGUGGUUCUAGAUUAGACGAGCCUCUCGAUGACUGAAACCUUUGAUCUUAUGUCCUGCGCCUCCGAACACGAUUUUUUCUUAUAGUUUUUUUUUUGAAUCUUCUGUUAAUGCCAAAUCCGUUUUUUUUAUGCCUAUGCUUGGUGGUUGUAUCACUAGCCUAGUCCUAUCGCAUCCUAUAGACACUCUAUAGACUUGCACGUUAAGAUUUGAGAUUGUGACCCAUUGGUGUGAUAAGCAUUGUAGGUUGAACACUGUAACCCACCUUGGAUCCAGUGUAACCACAUCGUCGUCUGUUAUCUAUGAAUAAUAGCGCGUUUCGUCCCACGAUUCCCUACUUAACACCCCUCCAUCCCCAUUCAAUUCUAGACAAGUG